Adineta ricciae is the source of this 1710-nucleotide messenger RNA. The record is from the annotation of a GenBank genome assembly. NCBI's taxonomy places the organism in Eukaryota, Metazoa, Rotifera, Eurotatoria, Adinetida, Adinetidae.
AUGUUUCAAUUAUCAAAUACGGUCAUUGGAGGACAAAUAUUCAGUGGAUUAUGUUUAACAAUUGGAUUAAUCGUAACAAUUUGUCAAAUGAAAAAGUCGAAGAAGAAGAAAUGCGAUGUGAAAAGUCUUGAUGAAUAUUCAUAUCGAGAACUUUUUCAUUUUUUUAUAAAUGAAGAAGAUCAUUAUGAUAAAAUUCAUUUGGCAAAAGAAUUUAGUGAACGAAUGCAUCGUCAAGCAGAAAUCUAUAUGAUGACCGAUCAUGAAGAUAAUUGUGAUUUUCCUGAUCAUUUUACUUAUAUUGAGUAUGAGAAAGAGAAAGUAAAAGAAAAAUUAGAUUACAUUAAUGAAAGAUUAUUCAAAGAGAAAUAUCUCGAUUGGUUAGAUGAAGGUCAACCAGUGACAUCAGAAUCUCGUUAUUGGUGGGCACAAACGAAAUUACAUUUAAUCACAUAUUUAAUUCAACGUCAACCAUAUCAUUUAACUGAUGGAAUUUGGUUACGUGGUGUUCCACAAGGACCAAUGUCAUCGAUUGAUGCCAAAUUAUUUUCAAUAUUUAUUGAUGAAUUAGGAAAUGGUGAUGAAAAACAAAAUCAUUGUAAUGUUUAUUUAAAUAUUUUAAAUGAUCUUUCAUUAAAUAUUCCUUCAAUUUAUUCAAAAGAAUUUAUUUGUCAAAAACAAAUCAUGGACAUUAGUUUUCAAAAACCUCUUUUAACUUUAACAACUUCGCUUUUUCCCAAAAAAUUCUAUCCUGAAAUUCUCGGUUAUACUCUCUGGCUUGAAACAACAUCAACAGCUGAACAUUCAACUUUAAGAAAACUUCUUGAACGAUAUAAUUUAAAUCCAAAAUUUUCUCUUCUUCAUACAACAAUUGAUAACAAUUGUAAUGGUCAUGGUCAAUAUGCGAGAGAUUGUGUUGAGAAAUAUCUCGAUGAUAUUUAUGAAAAACAAGGAUUAGAUGCUGUUAAACAACAUUGGAAAAGAAUUUGGAUUGGAUAUGUUGCAUAUGGAACAACAGGAGAAAUUUGGAAUGAUUUAAGAAAUUUAUUUCAUCAAAGUGAAGUGUUAUCACCAAGAGAAGAAUUUAUAAAAUUAAUUGAAAAGAAAAGUUUUUUCGCAAAGACAAUUCAUGGAAAUCGAAGAAUUUCUCCUGGUGAUCCUUUAUUAAAUGAAUUAUUUCGAACAAAUCAAGCUGAACAAAUUUGUUCUCAACUUGAAAAUUCUAAAUGGAUUGUUAAAGGAAAUCCCCGACAAAGUCGAUUUCUUAAUCAUGUUGUUUCAUUUAAUGGACCAAUGUAUCAAGUAUUCACUGCUGAUGAAUUAUCGAUCAUAUCACGAUGGAUCAUUUCUUUAUCACCAUCAACUUUGAAUGAAAUGCUUUCAUUGAUAUUAAAACGAAGGAAAUUAACUGAAAAUCUCGUCUCUCAUGUUAAACUUCAAUUACCUGAUGGAAAUGAAGAAUUUUUGUUGAAAUUAUUUCAAGGAAGUCCAUCUGAUUUAUUAUUAGCCUUUCGAGUAUCAAAAUGGAAUCUUCCUUCGGAUGGAUCAAAUGUGACAAAAGACAAUGUUAAUACGUGUCAACUGAUCAAAUCCAUUGAAAAUAAUGAAAUUCUUUCUCAAAUCUUCGAUAAAAAUGAUGAAGAUAUUUCCAUUAUUCGAAAAUGGAUUCUCGAUGGUUCACCAAUUCCGGAAGAAACUGAUGANGAAUUUUGA